GGGAAGGUAGCUACGCUGCACUUAGGCAGCAGGUCCUUUAGCAGUACUGUGUUCUCCUUGAUGGCUAUCGCUUGGGCGGUGCUGUGAAAGUUCGCCCCCUACCAACAGACUAAUUACUUGAGAGAUAUUGUGCUGGCUGGGCUGAGGUUCCCACGACGAUGGGUUUGACGUUCAACAUCUUUCGCAUAUUGGGUGAUACUGCCCACAUAUCUUCGAAAUGUAUCUUGAUAUGGGCCAUCCACCGCAAUAAGAGCGCUGAAGGCGUUUCGCUUCUUACGCAAGUGCUUUAUGCGAUGGUUUUCGUCACUCGCUAUCUUGAUUUAUUCCGAUUGGAUGGGUGGAGGAGCUUCUAUCUCGUGUUUUUCAAGUUCUUCUACAUCCUCUCUUCUGGUUAUAUCAUCUUCUUGAUGAUGAAGAUGUUCCCUCGGACACGGGAAAGGGAGCGGGCGUGGAAGCUGGCUUUGGGUUCCGUCGCAGCAUCUUUAGUUUUGGCACCCAUUUUGACACGAAUCUUCAAUCACCCCUGGCCCUACCAUUGGUUCACUGAGAUAUGGUGGGCGUUCUCAAUCGUCCUGGAAUCCGUUUGUGUGCUACCCCAGCUACUACUCCUACGACAGACCACCGUUCCCACCGUCAUCGACUCCUACUACCUACUUACGUUGGGCUCUUACCGAGCAUUCUACAUUCUCAACUGGCUGUUGCGAGGUUUCGGGGAACACCACUGGGAUCCGAUUGCGGAUAUCUUUGGUGUCGUUCAGACCGCAUUCUACAUUGACUUCGCGUGGGUCUACUAUACGCGGCAGCGCGUGAAGCUUCGCAAUGGCGGCGUUGUGGACUCCGAGGAUUUCCGGAACAGCUGGCUGGUGAACAAAGUGCUGACCUUCAGACAGCGACAAAGCGUCGAUGAAGAACAGCACCUCCAUAAUGAAGGAGCGGAAGAUGGACAUGAGGCCGAAGGUGAACAGCCGAGAAAUAACCGUUGGGGAGCCAGAGGGAUUUCGAUCUCAGCCGAUGACACAUUGAGUGAGAGUCGUCGACCCAAAUCUAAUAACACUAAUGAGGGCGACGAUCGGCUGGAGGGGUUCCUGGAGGACGAAGAGGACACUUGGGACGAGCAUGCGAGCCAACAAGCGCAGCAUAAGCGUUCGCCUGAUGUGGCAGACAACCGUAAUUGAGUUGUUCAUCAGUGAUGGAGAGGUUUUUCUUAUAGAAAGAACUAAGGUUGACAUGUGUGUUUGGAUUCAGGAUUGGGUUUGGGGGUUCGCGUCAUCUAAUCUGGAAAAUUUUUUUUAUCCUGUAGUAGGUAAAUUGGCUUUGAAUAUUUUUUGAAGUAAUUGUGAUGGAGUGGUAAUCAUCGUGAAAUUGUAGUGAUACGGAAUGAUAUACUAUUU
This is a messenger RNA of Aspergillus alliaceus, 1391 nucleotides long. RefSeq names its product ER lumen protein-retaining receptor. NCBI's taxonomy places the organism in Eukaryota, Fungi, Ascomycota, Eurotiomycetes, Eurotiales, Aspergillaceae. Gene Ontology annotation, molecular function: ER lumen protein retrieval receptor activity. Gene Ontology annotation, cellular component: membrane; endoplasmic reticulum; cis-Golgi network. Gene Ontology annotation, biological process: endoplasmic reticulum to Golgi vesicle-mediated transport; protein retention in ER lumen. The record is from RefSeq and is a predicted model, not a curated record. The transcript is spliced from 3 exons. Bases 159 to 1175 code for a protein of 338 amino acids.